GCAUUAGUAAAGAAAGUUACAGAAUUAGAAUCUCAAAUGACUAAGCAAACACAAGUACCUGCUCUUCAAACUGUUGAACCAGUUAGACAGCCAAGAGGUCCACCAUUAUCAUUACAAACAGAAGAAGGUAUGGAAAAUUAUCGCUUAUCACAAUACUUAAAUAAUUUAGAUAUAUUUAGUACAGAAGAUUUAGAAAGAAAUUAUUCUAUAAAACCUUUUCAAAGAUCUCGCCCACAGCGAAGCAACGGCUCUGCUAGAAUUGAUAGAGUAGAAGAAGUAAUUAAUGAAAAUAGAAAUGCUAUGAACCAGUUAACUGAAGAAUUUUAG
Molecule: messenger RNA, 327 nt
Organism: Cetraspora pellucida
Lineage: Eukaryota; Fungi; Glomeromycota; Glomeromycetes; Diversisporales; Gigasporaceae
Source: the annotation of a GenBank genome assembly